AUGGAUUAUUCCACUAAUUUUACAUAUUUCACUCUGGCAGGACAUGUGGAUUUACUUCAGUACAAAUAUAUUUAUUUUAUGAUUACUCUGAACGUCUAUAUAAUGAUUAUCUGCUUUAACACUGUUAUCAUUUCUGUUAUAUACAGAAACAAACAUCUUCAUGAGCCCAUGUACAUUUUCAUUGCUGCUUUGCUUUGUAAUGCUCUCUUUGGAGCGACUGCUCUUUAUCCUAAACUGCUCAUUGAUUUACUUUCUGAAAAACAAACUGUCUCUUAUGAAGUGUGUAUAGUUCAGGCAUUUUGCGUGUACUUGUAUGCUUCGUCAGAAUUUGCGCUGUUAUCAGCUAUGGCCUAUGACAGAUAUGUGUCUAUCUGUAAACCAUUACAUUAUUCAACUCUUGUAAAAAUGCACAUUGUCAAAAAUCUCUUAUUUUUAUCAUGGUUUUUGCCUUGUUGUACAAUUGGUGUAGCAGCUCUACUAGCAGCCCGACUUCAGCCGUGUAAAUUUAUAUUGAACAGAAUAUACUGUGAUAUUUAUUCUAUUGCGAAAUUAAGUUGUACAGGAACUUCUGUUAAUAACAUUUACGGACUUUUUGCUUUCAUCAUUACUGUAUUUCCUCCGCAGUUCUUCAUAGUCUACACGUAUAUCAGGAUACUCACUGUGUGUUUAAAGAAUUCUAAAGAUUUCAGAAGAAAAGCUCUACAGACCUGUUUACCACAUCUGCUCAUUUUCAUUAUUUUUUCUGUCGACAUGUGUUUUGAAAUUAUAAAUAACAGACUAGAAUCAAAGCAAAUUCCCCACAUUUUUACCAUGAUCCUGUCAGUUGAAUAUUUACUCAUUCCUCCUUUAUUCAAUCCCAUAAUAUAUGGAUUAAAACUGCAGGAGAUUUUCAAUGGUAUUAAAAGGCUGAUUUCAUGGAAAAAGAGGACUCAGAUUUCAUUUUAG
Ictalurus punctatus (channel catfish) is the source of this 945-nucleotide messenger RNA. RefSeq names its product putative gustatory receptor clone PTE03. Gene Ontology annotation, biological process: G protein-coupled receptor signaling pathway. NCBI's taxonomy places the organism in Eukaryota, Metazoa, Chordata, Actinopteri, Siluriformes, Ictaluridae. The coding region runs from base 1 to 945 and encodes 314 amino acids. Gene Ontology annotation, cellular component: membrane. The transcript has a single exon. Gene Ontology annotation, molecular function: G protein-coupled receptor activity; olfactory receptor activity. The record is from RefSeq and is a predicted model, not a curated record.